AUGGCGACAGCAGACGCCCACCCACAGAGCGGCCUCGGCAAUGACGCCGACCAGCGGGUUGACCGCCGCGCAGCCUCACCUGGCCCGACCCAGUCACAGUCAAAGCGCGACAAGAAGCGCCAGCUCCUGACCGACCGCCUGGCCGCUCUCUCCGAAAAGUUCAACCGCGAUCGCGACAUGACCUACCGCGAGCAGCUGCAAAAGAUCCAGAUCGACACGAACCUGGUCAUGCGGCUCGACCCCUAUGCCGACCGGCCGCUCGACUUCCUUGGCAAGGACCGCAACAGCCGCGAGCGGGACUACAACAGAGACCCUGACCCCGAGGGUCGUGGCGGCGGUCGUGGCUUGCUCGAGAUGGCCGGUCCGACCUUUCAGCAGUGGAUCCAAGAGAUUGAAGAUCUCGUCGAAGAGCGUGACGCCGAGUUGACGAAACAAAAAUUUGAGUACGAAAAGAAGGCGCAGGAGCACAAGAACACCUAUGCCUUCAAGACCGACACGGCCAACCGCGAGCACCGCCAACUGUCCGCGACGCUCCGGGAGCGUCUGUCGAAUGCGAUUACCGCGAAGAAGGUCCGCCUGACCAAAGAAAAAGAAGCCCUCGAGAUCUCCGACGCCUCGGCCCUCCUCCUCCACCCGAACCAGUUCUCGAUUGCCAACCCCUCCAGCCCCGGCGGCACUCACAGCAAGCGCACCACGCGCCUGCGGCAGACCGCCGACGAUUUGUCGGGCAUCAGUGAUACGCGGAAACGGAAGCGGAACGGCGCCGACGACGAUGGCUCGCCCGCACCACAGCGCCGCGCCGAUAACAACGGCACGACGCCCUUCUGGCAAGGCGAUCGUCUGGCGUACCGCAAGGUCACGGGCCCGGUGUACAGCAUCGACAAGCUCUUUACCGACAAGGAGCUGGCCAUGACGUACAAUGCUGCCGCGCUCGCGUCACACAAGUACCUGCUGUCGCACCGCACGAAGCUGAACAGCAACGGCGAAAUCAUUUCGUCGGCGUCGGACACAGAGUCGGGCGACCACGACGACGACGACCGCGACGCCACACCCGCGGCCGCCAGUAUGGAGCGCGUGCCGUCGCAUGCCACGCGUAGCACGCGUGGCGGCAACCACCAGAACCAGCAGGCGGCCAACUUCGUGGACGACCGGCUGGUGGGUCUCGAGGCGCUGAACAACUUUGAGAUGCCAAGCAACCUCGAGAAGCUGGUGGUCAACGAGCCCAAGAUGCCGCCCAUGUUUAUGAGCAACUACGCCAAGCCGCACUCUAAGAUCGAUGCGAACACGCCGACGACGCUUUCCGGCGACGACGUCAGCUCCGACCUCUCGGUUAUCAAGCUGCUGCGCCAGUACGAGCGCGUGCACGGUGCCGGAUCCAAUUUUGACAAUGCCAAUGGCGGCCGCAAGGUGCUCGAGGCCACGGCCUUUUCGCCUCACGACAGCCGCUACGUGGCAUACCUGCGGCACGAGCGCGACGACCCGGACGACCUGCGCAAGGACUUGCGCCUGCCGACGAGCGCAGCGCGCGACGAGCCGGUCACGCCGGGCCACCAUAACGAGCGUGGCAGCGGCGGCGGGGCUACCCUCUCAGCAGCGGCGGCCGUGUCCAGCGCGGCCUUGCACGCCCCGCCCAUGAGCCGGCAGAGCAGCCAGGGCGGCGCGGCUAUGAGCCGGCAAGGCAGCAAUACUCGGGCGCAGCGGAAACGGAACCAAUAG
Molecule: messenger RNA, 1716 nt
Organism: Sporothrix brasiliensis 5110
Lineage: Eukaryota; Fungi; Ascomycota; Sordariomycetes; Ophiostomatales; Ophiostomataceae
Product: deacetylase complex subunit
Exons: 2
Coding region: 1-1716 (571 amino acids)
Biological process (GO): negative regulation of transcription by RNA polymerase II
Cellular component (GO): Sin3-type complex
Molecular function (GO): histone deacetylase binding
Source: RefSeq, a predicted model, not a curated record